Messenger RNA from Jatropha curcas, 2148 nucleotides. NCBI's taxonomy places the organism in Eukaryota, Viridiplantae, Streptophyta, Magnoliopsida, Malpighiales, Euphorbiaceae. The record is from RefSeq and is a predicted model, not a curated record.
AAUCAGGAAACUGCUUUUAGGAAUCCUUUUUGUUUUGACUAAAUCCAUGUUGUUGGAAAUGGCAGAUAGAGCAGAGUAUAUGUACUUCACUUUUAUCAUAGUUGAUUUCUCAUUUUUCUUUUCAUACCUAAUUUCAUUUUCCUUUUACACCAGAGUUUUCUAUCCGUUGUGUCGAAUCCUUAAGCUAUUGGAGAUUCCCUAAAAAUGACAUAUAAAACUGUGUUUCUUCGUACCAGAGUUUAAUAAUGUCUGAAGUCUUGAUUCAAUAUAAGUACUGAAACAUGCCUUAAUUGUCACUGAAUCGUACUGUUCAUCCUAUCACAGUUCACACUAUCUCCUCAAGUUUCAAAAUUUUUUAUUUCUUUAUGGAGUUUUUAUCUUUCUACCAGAAAAUGGUUUUAUAAACCUGUGAAGUGAUGGCUCAUAUGUCAUAGUAGAACCCUCUUUAGGAUUAGGAUGGCUUCUUCUUCUUCUUCUCGCAAGAUAGGCCAUACCUUUGAGCCAACGAAACCCCAUUUUUUCAAGGUAGUUCUUGGUCAUGCUAUUCGUGAUAAGAAGAUUGAUAUUCCUAUGAGAUUUGCGAAAAAAUAUGGAAACUACUUGCCAAGUUCUGUAGUCCUUAAGGUUCCUAGUGGUGCAAAAUGGCAAGUACAGCUGAUCAAGAGUGAUGGUGUGAUUUGGUUAGGAUAUGGGUGGCAAGAUUUUUCCGAUUAUUAUGCCUUAACACUUGGCUCAUUUCUUAUUUUUGAAUAUGAUAAGAAAAAUUGCUAUUUCAAUGUUAUCAUAUUCGACAGAAGUGCUUCAGAAAUUGACUAUCCAUAUAUAGUCAAUGGUGACAAUGAGAGGAUUAAUAAUCUUGAAGAAGCUCAAAAUGAUUUCUCUGGUCAAAACUUGGAAGAUUUCUUGCCCAACCGGAAAGUAAAAGAGGAAUCACCAGAGAGGAUUAAUAAUCUCGACAGAAGUGCUUCAGAAAUUGACUAUCCAUAUAUAGUCAAUGGUAACAAUGAGAGGAUUAAUAAUCUUGAAGAAGCUCAAAAUGAUUUCUCUGGUCAAAACUUGGAAGAUUUCUUGCCCAACCGGAAAGUAAAAGAGGAAUCACCAGAGAAUCCCACAAGACCAAAGACUUGUAAAAAGAGGAAAUUAGAGAAUCCCACUAGAAAAUUUGAAGCAGAGAAAGGCCAUGGAUGCUAUUCUGGUAAAAACCAACUGUUGACAAAAAUUGAAAAGGCUAUUGUGCUUCAUAGAGCAAGAACUGCUUUCAAAUCUGAAAAUCCAUUUUUCAUGGUUGCCAUGAACCCUUCAUAUGUUCAAGCAGGGCGUAAAGUGCAUAUCUCAGCAAAGUUUGCUAGAAAAUACUUGAAAGAGGGUGGUGAUGCAACUGUAAAUGAUAUGGAUGGGAGGACUUGGUGUAUCAAUUACCAAAGAAGAGAGAAUGGAACUUCAGGUGGCCUAUUCUCUGGUGGGUGGAUAAAAUUCUCACGCGAUAAUCAUUUAGAAGUGGGUGAUGUCUGUGUGUUUGAACUGGUUAAUCCAGCAACCGAUAAAUUUAAAGUUGUCAUUUUUCGAUACAACAAAGACCCAAGUAGCAGCUAUCCAUCACCUGGUAAGAAAAGAAAAUUGAAACAUAAAGAAAAAGAGAGUGCAAACAGAUGCAAAAAAAGCAAAGGGCCUUCCAUUGAAGGUGAAAACAGAUGUACCUCAAGAAAUCCAUUAUUUAUAAAGGUGAUUCAGUCAUGCCAUUUGAUAAGGUCUCCCUUGCAUGUUCCGCUAGAGUUUAUGGAAGCACAUACUAAGCAAAUGAAAGAGAAUGUGACAUUGCAGGUGAAAAACAAAAGCUGGGCUGUGAAAUUGCUCAGCCAUGCAGAUAGAGGUUUUUUCUCUGCUGGUUGGUUUACAUUUGCAAGGGAAAAUUGUCUACAAGCUGGAGAUGUUUGCACCUUUGAGUUGAUUGACAGUAGAACUAUGGUGUUCAAAGUCCACAUUUCUAGAAAUUUUUAACUAAUCUGUUCUUCACAUUGCAAUCUUUUUUUUUUCUUUGGAGGGUUGUUUUUUGUAAUGUUGUGCUGCUUAAGACACAAUUGUAAUUACUAAAGGAAACUAAUGACUCAUUGCUGUCACUCUGUAUUUUAACUGCAUAUUUUGUAUUAA